Molecule: messenger RNA, 2152 nt
Organism: Asparagus officinalis (garden asparagus)
Lineage: Eukaryota; Viridiplantae; Streptophyta; Magnoliopsida; Asparagales; Asparagaceae
Product: aspartokinase 2, chloroplastic-like
Exons: 14
Coding region: 191-1861 (556 amino acids)
Biological process (GO): amino acid biosynthetic process
Cellular component (GO): chloroplast stroma
Molecular function (GO): aspartate kinase activity
Source: RefSeq, a predicted model, not a curated record
UUCUCUCUCCAAUCCGAGGGUUUCUCUCUCUAAAACCCUAGCUCAGAGAGAGAGAGAGAGAGAGAGAGAGAGAGGCGAGACCUAAAACCCUAGCUCUGUGAGAGAGAGAGAGAGGCGAGGCCUAAAACCCUAGCGCUAAACCCCCCGAGUUCAGGGUUUGAUUUCGAGAUCUGAGCAAUUUCUUCAGAAAAUGGCGGUCUCACUUCACCUCGGUUCUCGAUCGAGCUGUCCCGGACUCAGAAGGGACCCGCUGAGCUCGCUCGGUUCGUUGCCGAGAUUUGAGAUCAAGCUUCAGAGGGGGACCGUGCAGAGGAGAGGGUUUUUGAGGGUUUGUUGUGAGAGAGGGGCCUCUGCAGUUGUAGAGAAGAAGGAUGAGAUCUCGAGGAAAGGAUCAGAGGGGAGAGAUGCGGGGUUUAGCGUCGUGAUGAAGUUUGGAGGUUCGUCGGUCGCCUCGGCCGAGAGAAUGAGAGAGGUUGCGAAUCUAAUCUUGAGUUUUCCCCAAGAAAGGCCGGUGGUUGUUCUGUCGGCGAUGGGGAAGACCACGAACAAGCUCUUGCAGGCUGGAGAGAAAGCGGUUAGUUGCGGUGUAUCACAUGUAUCGGAAAUUGAUGAGUUGAGCUUUAUACAAGACUUGCAUCUUAGGACAGUUGAUGAACUCGGAGUUGAUAGGUCCAUUAUUUCUGUUUUCUUGGAUGAACUGGAGCAACUUCUAAAAGACAUUGCCAUGAUGAAAGAGUUGACUCUUCGUACAAGAGAUUAUUUAGUUUCAUUUGGGGAAUGUAUGUCUACAAGAAUUUUCACAGCAUAUCUGAACAAGAUUGGUACUAAAGCAAGACAGUACGAUGCUUUUGAUAUGGGUAUUAUAACCACAGAUGAUUUUACAAAUGCCGACAUCUUAGAAGCAACUUACCCGGCAGUAUCAAAGAGGUUGCAUGAAGAUUGGAUAGAUGAUCCUGCAAUUCCUGUUGUCACAGGUUUUCUUGGAAAGGGUUGGAAAUCCUGUGCUGUCACUACAUUGGGCAGAGGUGGUAGUGAUUUGACAGCUACAACUAUUGGUAAAGCAUUGGGCUUACGAGAGAUACAGGUUUGGAAGGAUGUUGAUGGUGUUUUAACGUGCGAUCCAAAUAUCUCCGCAGAGGCUGAGCCUGUACCGCACUUGACAUUUGAUGAGGCAGCUGAACUGGCAUAUUUUGGUGCACAGGUUCUCCAUCCCCAAUCUAUGCGGCCAGCCAAAGAGAGUAAUAUACCAGUUAGGGUCAAGAAUUCCUACAACCCUCAGGCUCCUGGUACCCUCAUCACUAGAGGAAGAGACCUCACUGAGGCUGUUUUGACAAGUAUCGUCUUGAAAUCAAAUAUCACCAUGCUGGACAUUGUGAGCACUCGAAUGCUUGGCCAAUAUGGUUUCUUAGCAAAGGUUUUCUCUAUAUUUGAGGACUUGGGUAUCUCAGUUGACUGCGUCGCUACGAGUGAAGUUAGUAUCUCUUUAACCCUAGAUCCGGCAAAAGUUUGGAGCAGAGAACUCAUCCAGCAGGCAAGCGAACUUGAUCAUGUUGUCGAAGAACUGGAAAAGAUUGCAGUGGUUAAUCUUCUCCAGAACAGAUCGAUAAUCUCUCUCAUUGGUAAUGUGCAGCGAUCGUCGCUUAUAUUGGAACAGGCUUUCAGCGUGCUUAAAAAGAAGGGGAUCAACGUCCAGAUGAUCUCUCAAGGAGCAUCUAAGGUAAAUAUUUCCUUGGUGGUCCAUGAUAGUGAAGCAAAGGAAUGCGUUAGAGCGCUCCAUUCCGCAUUUUUUGAAAAUGGAAAUGGUUACUCAUCAGAAGUCAGUUCGGAAGGACCGCUACCCAAUGGCUCGUCGGUGCAUUAGAAAAUAAGUUAACUUCCCCCAAGAUUUCUAUACAACCCCAUUAGUUGUUCAGGUGAGGCGAUAUCGUAGGGUGUGCUUACGGCAUUGCUUGAUUUAUUUCUUCUUUUUCCUCGGAGAAAUGUGUCAUUAAUUUGUUUACCGCCUGUGCUGUAAUUCUACGUUCCUGAAAGAAAAUUAUGUUCGUCCGUAUACCUGGUAACAUUUUCCUGUUGUUAGGUAAUAGAAAUUUCUAUGGUCAAUUGUUUGAGCAAUUAAUAUCGUAUGGAAAUAAAACACGCGAUUAAUGUGCGA